GCAGUCUGCCUUCCUCCCUGUCUGCCUCGGAGCGUGCUGGGAGUAGUUGGGAGGAGGGGGAACCAAGAGCGGGCACGCGCGUGGGGGUAACGAUUCCCAAACGGGAAGGCACUCCCGGAAAUCACCCAAACUGGGCUGGAGGUUCGGCUCCGGCUGCCGCGCUUUGGUUGGACCCACCGGGAGAAAGUUGUGAAGCCGUUUUUGCUGCCGCGGCGGCUGUUGCGCCGUUCGCGGAGUUGAGGAUUCGCGGGUGGAGGGGGGAAGCGGGACCGCGGCCCCGCCGUGUAUUCACGGGGGAAGCAGAACCAUGAUGAAGGACCAAAGCCCCGCGCGCCUUCGGAACCCGUUUGCUGCUUAAAACCGAGCUGCCUGGGUCGCGUCCGCCUUCGCCCCUCGGUUCCACCGGGACGGGAUGCCGCGGUAGGAUUCCCGCUUGUUGACAAACACUUUCCCCUGAAGUUUGGAAGGAGCCUCGCGCGCAGAAACACGGAAAAUGUCCGCGCCGAGGUCCAAGAAGGACAAAGAGAUCAUCACGGAGUACGAGAGCCAAGUCAAAGAGAUCCGGGCUCAGCUGUUGGAGCAGCAGAAAUGCCUGGACCAGCAGACGGACAUGCGGGUCCAACUGCUUCAGGACCUCCAGGACUUUUUCAGAAAGAAGGCAGAGAUUGAGAUGGAUUAUUCCAGAAACCUGGAGAAGCUGGCCGAGCGCUUCAUGGCGAAGACUCGCAGCACCAAGGAUCACCAGCAGUACAAGAAAGACCAGAACCUGCUGUCGCCGGUCAACUGCUGGUACCUGCUCCUGAACCAGGUGAGGAGGGAGAGUAAGGACCACGCCACCCUGAGCGACAUCUACCUCAACAACGUCAUCAUGAGGUUCAUGCAGAUCAGUGAGGACUCCACGCGGCUGCUCAAGAAGAGCAAGGAAAUGGCUUUCCAGCUCCAGGAAGACUUGAUGAAAGUCCUAAAUGAGCUUUACACAGUCAUGAAGACCUAUCACAUGUACCACUCGGAGAGCAGCAACGCUGAGAGCAAGCUGAAGGAGGCUGAGAAGCAGGAGGAGAAGCAGACUGGCCGGACGGAUCCAACUUUCAACAUGCGGAUGGAGGACAAAUACCAAAGACGCAGUUCUGUGAAGAAGAUCGAGAAAAUGAGAGAGAAGCGCCAAGCCAAGUACUUGGAGAACAAGCUGAAGUCGAUCAAAGCCCGAAACGAGUACCUGCUGACACUGGAGGCCACCAAUUCGUCUGUUUUCAAAUACUACAUCCACGACUUACCCGACCUGAUAGACUGCUGUGAUUUAGGGUAUCACGCCAGUCUGAACCGGGCACUGCGGACCUACUUAUCGGCCGAAUACAACCUGGAGACGUCUCGCCAUGAAGGGCUGGACAUCAUUGAGAAUGCAGUGGACAGCCUGGACCCGCGGAGCGACCGGCAGAGGUUCAUGGAGAUGUACCCCACAGCCUUCUGCCCACCGGCCAAGUUUGAGUUCCAGUCUCACAUGGGGGACCAGGUGUGUCAGAUCACAGUUCAGCCACCCGUGAACGGGGAACUCAACCUGAGGUUCCAGCAGCUGCAGUCUCGUCUGACCACCCUGAAGAUCGAAAACGAGGAGGUCAAGAAAACAUCGGAGGCCACCUUGGCCACCAUCCAGGACAUGGUGACCAUCGAGGACUACGACGUGUCCGAGUGCUUCCACCAUAGCCGCUCCACCGAGUCGGUCAAGUCCACCGUGUCAGAGACGUACCUCAGCAAGCCCAGCAUCGCCAAGAGGAGGGCCAACCAGCAGGAGACGGAGCAGUUCUACUUCAUGAAAUUUCGUGAGUUUCUGGAGGGCAGUAAUCUGAUUUCCAAGCUGCAGGCCAAAAACGACCUUCUGAAGAGGACGCUGGGCGACGGCCACAGAGCUGACUACAUGACCACGAGACACCCCAACGGGCAGCUCAGAACCCACACUGGCCCCAGGCGGGCUAGACCCCGCUCAAUUUUUCACGUUAAGUUAUUUAAUGGCAAUCUGGACUCUUACAUUAAGGAUUCGGGACAGGCCAUCCCUCGCGUGGUUGAGAGCUGCAUUCGUUACAUAAACCUGUAUGGCCUCCAGCAUCAAGGAAUAUUUCGGGUUCCUGGAUCCCAGCUGGAGGUGAACGACAUCAAGAACUCGUUUGAGAGAGGAAAUGAUCCUCUGACCGACGAUGAGGACAACCACGACAUGAACUCAGUGGCUGGAGUUCUCAAACUGUACUUCCGGGGUCUGGAAAAUCCUCUUUUCCCUAAAGAGAGGUUUAACGAUCUGCUGUCGUGCAUCAGGAUAGAGAACCUCUACGAGAGGGCGCUGUACAUUCGGAAGAUCCUGCUGACGUUUCCCAGAUCCGUCCUCGUGGUGAUGCGCUACCUGUUCGCCUUUCUGAACCACCUGUCCCAGUACAGCGAUGAGAACAUGAUGGACCCGUACAACUUGGCCAUCUGCUUCGGGCCCACACUCAUGCCCACGCCGGACAGCCAAGACCAGGUGUCCUGCCAGGCCCACGUGAACGAGGUCGUCAAAACCAUCAUCAUCCACCAUGAGAGCAUCUUUCCUGACGCCAAAGAGCUGGAAGGGCCCAUCUAUGAGAAGUGCAUGGCGGGGGGAGACUACUGUGAAAGCCCCUUCAGCGAACAUGGAGCCCUGGAGGAGGUGGACAACGAGGGAGGGACGGAGGCGCACACCAGCGAGGACGAGGCGGAGCCCAUCGAAGCCAUCGCCAAGUUCGACUACGUCGGGCGCUCCUCUCGAGAGCUGUCCUUCAAAAAAGGCGCCUCCCUGCUGCUCUACCAGCGGGCGUCGGAGGACUGGUGGGAGGGACGGCACAACGGCAUCGAUGGUUUGGUGCCGCAUCAGUACAUCGUGGUCCAGGACAUGGACGACAGCUUCUCCGACACUCUGAGUCAGAAGGCCGACAGCGAGGCCAGCAGCGGCCACGGCGGCGAGGACAAGUGCUCGGGCAAAGACGUGUGCUUGCCCUCCGAUACCAGGAUCGCUGACGCUUACAUGGCAAGGCACAGAAAAAGGUCAGAGCCGCCCUCCCGGCGGCCCCCCGCCCGCCCCAGCGACGUCCACUGCACGGUGCACGUCUCCCAGCAGAGCCACGGCGGGACCCCAGAAAUGGGCUCGCCCAUCCUGGGCCACUUCAGCCCGAGGGACGCGCUGCGCGGCCGGGGCCACCUCCCCGUGGACAGCCCCGAGCGGCGGCACCGCCUCGGCCACAGCAGCCUCACCAACAUCAGCCGCCACGAGUCCCUGAAGAAGUCGGAGAGCCCGCCCAUCCGCCGCUCCACCUCCUCGGGCCAAUACCCCGGCUUUACCGACGCCCACCUCCUCCACCACCACCACCACCACCACGGGGGGAAGGCGCUGGACCCGGAGACCAUCGCACAGGACAUCGAGGAAACCAUGAACACGGCUCUGAACGAGCUGCGUGAGCUGGAGCGCCAGAGCUCCGCCAAGCACGCCCCCGACGUGGUGCUGGACACCCUGGAGCAGAGGCAGACCUCUGGCGGCGGCGGCGGCCCCACGCCGGCCAGCUCCAGAGAGUCCCUGAGCCCAAUCCACAGCGUCACGCUGAGGGCGGCCGUCAACACGGAACCGCCCGUCCGGAGAAACGCCAGCGACCCCGUGAGCACCUUCAAGCCGGCCGUCGCACCGCGCAUGGGGGUGCAGCUCAAACCCCCCACUUUGAGGCCCAAACCCAUGGUCCUGCCUAAAAGCAGCCCGGCGCCGCAGCCUCCCGCCGCUCCGGCUCAGGACCCCCUGGACAAGUCCUGCACCAUGUAACUCUGGAGGCAAGAGCGCAUCUCCUCAAACUACCAGCAGGGGGCAGUCAGGUCCUACAAAUGUCAAACUGAACUUUUGACAAUCCUGUGGAUUUCUGUACAGAAGCAGGAGGACUAACCAGAUUGAAGACUUUUUGUAGUUACCAUGUAGAAGAAUUAGUCUGAAACACAUUUAUGUUUUUAAAAGCUUGGCGUCGGUCUGUCUAGCAUGUUUAUUUUUUUAUUCAAACGGAAAAUGAAAAAAACUUCCUGGAGUGUUUUUAGGCUUCACCUGCUUUAGCAGACAGACUUUGAUGAACUGAACGUCUCCUGGUUUACCGGCUAAUCCCUCUUUGGUUGGAGUGGAACAGGUCCAACUUUCAACAGGUAAAUGGUGCUGCGAGGACCCAGAGCGUCUGAGGAACUGUCCUCGGCGAGCUAUUUAUUGACGGGACUCAUCGGUGAAGCUUUUCCUUCCAUAAAACCUGGAGGAACGCCCUCUGAGACAAAAACCGUCUUCACAGGUCAUUUGGAUUUGCAUUUAAAGACAAACAACAACAGGAUGAAACCACUAUUUUGUUGUGAACGCCGAGCAUGUCGACGCCCCCCUUGAAUUCCUGCAGCUUUAGCGGAUGGCGUGUGUUCCGUGUGCGUUUGCAUCUGUCGGACAUGUGAAAGAUGAGAUCAUCUUCACGUCUGCAACCACCGGCUUCCAAGCAUAGAAACCCUGUGACGUAAAGACUGUGGAAGCUCCGCCUACCGCCAUGCUCACGACGCCCCUCCCACUCCGCCACGCCUACAGGAAGACAGCAGCGUUGAACCCGCCUGUUUUCAGUCCGCCGCUUGCGUGUGCGUGUCCACGUGUCCCAGAAAACAUUUGAAGAUGGAGAAUCCUCAGAAGGUUCUCCUGGAGGCGUGGCGUCCGUGGCAGAUCUUUCUAACAGCAGGUCUACGAUUGAUGCGUUUUGUGUAGAUUCAUCUAAAUGUGUGUUACUAACUGCGUUAUUUUUUUAUCCUGUGUAUUGGGAGGUUAGACGUCAGAGACAUCCACAGGUUUAGAGCAGUCGUAGAAGAGGUCGUGGCCUUUGUCCCCAUCCAACGUCGGCGGUAGGACGCGGCGGCGGCGGCGCCGUCUGCAGCUUUAAACUAACCUGUGGUGUUGUGUACGUCUGUAGUGUGUUCCUGUGAAAGUGCCUUUGCUGAACUUCCUGGGGCGUUUUCAUGACAAACCUUUCCAUGACUGAAGAGGAAACCGCGUUUUCUGCAGAUGCCUGUACAUACGGUGACAGCGUCAUGUUUCUUUAAAUAAAACAGGUAGUUCUUCCAUC
Molecule: messenger RNA, 5114 nt
Organism: Oryzias latipes (Japanese medaka)
Lineage: Eukaryota; Metazoa; Chordata; Actinopteri; Beloniformes; Adrianichthyidae
Gene: srgap1a
Product: SLIT-ROBO Rho GTPase activating protein 1a
Biological process (GO): signal transduction
Molecular function (GO): protein binding
Source: RefSeq, a predicted model, not a curated record